This is a messenger RNA of Pogona vitticeps (central bearded dragon), 1788 nucleotides long. RefSeq names its product nocturnin (gene NOCT). Gene Ontology annotation, molecular function: poly(A)-specific ribonuclease activity. The record is from RefSeq and is a predicted model, not a curated record. NCBI's taxonomy places the organism in Eukaryota, Metazoa, Chordata, Lepidosauria, Squamata, Agamidae. Gene Ontology annotation, biological process: circadian rhythm.
CAAGGGACUGGACCUCCGGCAGCGGCGAUUAGCGUAUUAAGGAGAGGCGGGAGCGGCGAUUAUUCUCCUGGGAUUCCCUUUCAAACGGGUACCUCCGGCUCUUUCAUCUCCCAAAGGAGCGUUUGGCUCGGAAAGGCAGACAGCCGCCGGUGUAGCAGGUGCAGAGUAGGCCGGCUUCCAUUGGCUCAGGCGGCUUCUCCCCCUUGCCCGGCACCUUCCAGUUGUCUUCUUCCCGGCUUGCCGCAGGUAGCGUUAUUAUGUAUCAGAGUCCCGCUAGGUCCCUGUGUUCGGCCCUCGCUAACCUCUGCUGCCCGCCUUGUUCCGCCACGUCCUCGACCCGGCUGCUCCGGUCCCCUGGUUCAGUGAAGAGAGCCCUCUCCCCGCCAGCCCUCCUGGCCUCCUCCGCCUCGACUGCCGCCGGCCUCCCUGCUCGCUGCGGCUGUUCUCCCGCAGCAAGCUCAGGUGCGGCAAGUUCGCCACCAGUGUAUCCCAUGGGCAACAGUACAAGCAGGCUGUAUAGCGCGCUUGCAAAAACUUUAAGCAGUGGUGCUUCUUCCAAACAUCAAGAGUAUCUGGAGCAGACCAAUCCUGACCUUUUGGAUCCUAUAGAUCCUAAGGAUCUGCUUGAAGAAUGCCAGAUUGUUCUUCAGAAACGUCCUGCCCGACUCCAGAGAGAUUUUGUUGACCUGAGGACCAAUUUUGCUGCAAGCCACCGAUCCAUCAGAGUCAUGCAGUGGAACAUACUUGCCCAAGCUCUUGGAGAAGGGAAGGACAACUUUAUUCAGUGUCCUAAGGAAGCUCUACAAUGGGAAGAAAGGAAGUGUCUAAUUUUAGAAGAAAUCCUUGCCUAUCAACCAGAUAUUAUGUGCCUUCAGGAGGUGGACCACUACUUUGAUACCUUUCAUCCAUUACUUAGUAGAAUGGGUUACCAAGGUACUUUCUUCCCAAAACCAUGGUCUCCCUGUUUAGAUGUUGAGUGUAACAAUGGACCAGAUGGCUGCGCCCUUUUCUUCCUUAAAGACAGAUUUACUCUCAUCAACAGCACCAACAUCAGGUUGACUGCCAUGAAGCUCAAAACCAACCAAGUGGCUAUAGCUCAAAUACUGAAAUGUAAUGAAACUGGCAAACUCUUCUGUGUUGCUGUGACUCAUCUGAAAGCUCGCCACGGCUGGGAGAGAUUUCGAUCUGCCCAAGGGGCUGACCUUCUUGAGAACCUAAAACAGAUCACCCAAGAGGCAGAGAUUCCUCUCAUUGUCUGUGGCGACUUCAAUGCUGAGCCUACUGAAGAAGUGUACAAGGAGUUCUCCAACUCCAGUCUGAAUCUGAACAGUGUUUAUAAACUCCUGAGCAGUGAUGGGUUGUCAGAGCCUCCAUAUACCACGUGGAAGAUCCGCCCCUCUGGAGAGUGCCGGCACACACUAGACUAUAUCUGGUAUUCACAACAUGCCUUAAAAGUAAAUGCUGCUCUCAAUCUUCUGACUGAGGAGCAAAUUGGACCGAACAGACUGCCAUCCUUCAAUUACCCUUCAGACCAUCUGUCUUUAGUAUGUGACUUCACUUUUAAUGAAGACCCUGACCGGCUUUUAUAGUUAGUUGUGGUUUAGAGAGUUGUGCACGUAUUAUUUUUUAAAAUGUACUGUUUAUGCAGCCAGUGGCCUUUUAAAACGGGGCCCUGAAAACUUUGGGGGAAAAGGGGUAUUUAUGAAUGGAGAACUAAUGAUUUAUUUUCACCUGUAACCUCAAAAGAUGUUUGUCAUUAACACCUAGUAAAAAAUUAUCUCAUGCCAA